AUGACGAUGACGAAACAGGGACGCGGGCGGCCGAAAUCCACGGUUCCACCAUCACCGGAGACUCUUACCAACUCUAAUACACCAAAGGCUGUUUCAGGAGUCACCACUACGAUGAGCGAAGCUGGGAAAAGUACUGAGAAGAUAAACGAGAAAGUGCCCACUGAAACCCUAAUAGAACAGACACAGGUGAAGCCGGAAGAACGGAAACUCUGGGUUGACGUUAUUAGUGAUAAUCGGGACCCUACUAAGGGAUUGUCUAUGGAAUACGUUGCACCAAAGGUAAUUAAUGGAGUGAUUGAAAUUGAUAUUGAACAGGAAGACAUUGAAACAGAAUUACGAUUCUGGGAUAAUGCUCUCAUACUGUAUGUUGUGGGAGAUGAUUUGAGCCUGAACACGGUGAAGAAUUUUAUGCAAAGACUGUGGAAUUUCAUCAAGAUGCCGGAUCUUUGCUACCACGAUGACGGGUAUUUUUUGCUCAGAUUUAACUCGCACGAAGACAAGGAAGCUGUCAUGAUGAAAUGCCCCUACACAAUUAGAAAUAUGCCCAUGAUACUGAAAGAAUGGCAAUCUGGUUUCAACUUAAAGCAGAACCUACUCAUAACACUACCAAUAUGGAUCAAACUGCCUCAACUCCCCUUGCAUCUUUGGGGAGCAAAAAGCCUUAUCAAGAUUGGAAGUGCCAUUGGCAAACCAUUGGUGACUGAUGAAUGCACAGUGAACAAAUUGCGUGUUUCGUAUGCUAGAAUAUUGAUUGAAGUAGAUAUUACACAACCAUUGAUUGAUGAAAUCACCAUAAGGAAUGUUGCAGGAGAUAUCAUAAUGCAGCCAGUACAAUAUGAAUGGAGGCCCACCUUCUGUGAAACAUGUCAAAAACUGGGACAUAACUGUGAAGACAGAGGCAAGGUUAAAAAAUGGAUACCAAAACCCAUACAAAAGGAAAAACUCACAAUCAUAACACUGACACAACAACCAAUAUGGGAGAAACCAACGGAUGAAGAAGGAGUAUCUUGGACAAGGGUGAAGAAAUCUGUACGAGAUAAAGGAAAAAACAUAAUGUCUGAUACAGCUAGCAUCAUACACUGUGUUAAUGGUUUUGAAUCACUAGAGGUAUUGAAUGAUCACCAGGUGGUCACAAACCUUGAACCAUGUUAG
Messenger RNA from Lathyrus sativus (Indian pea), 1152 nucleotides. The record is from the annotation of a GenBank genome assembly. Lineage: Eukaryota; Viridiplantae; Streptophyta; Magnoliopsida; Fabales; Fabaceae.